Messenger RNA from Trichoderma asperellum CBS 433.97, 3400 nucleotides. RefSeq lists its product as uncharacterized. The record is from RefSeq and is a predicted model, not a curated record. Gene Ontology annotation, molecular function: cysteine-type deubiquitinase activity; K48-linked deubiquitinase activity; cysteine-type carboxypeptidase activity. Gene Ontology annotation, cellular component: cytosol; cell periphery. Gene Ontology annotation, biological process: protein K48-linked deubiquitination. Lineage: Eukaryota; Fungi; Ascomycota; Sordariomycetes; Hypocreales; Hypocreaceae.
CAGACAUCCUCGAUUGCCACAGUGCCUGAUUCUCUUCAAAACCACCUAAAGCCUCAUGCAAGACUCAUUCUUUCGUCCGAUACUAUAGCCCUCAGCUCCUCACUCCUAAACCUCGCGUUCGCUGCAAUUCCUGCUGCUCUGCCAUACUCCCGCCACCAUGCGCUGCUGGCCUUGAUCGCUGAUCCAGUGACGACAUACUUCCAACCCGUCUCCCCCACCUCGAUUCUCUCCCCCAGCCCUUGCUGCUCGGCCCUGAUCGACAAGCUGGCGUAGCUUGAGGACAAAAAAGCAAUACAGCUUCUUCCGCCAGAUCAUCUUCAUCAAAGCAUGUAUGUCCAGCAGCCUCCCGGCAGUAUCGAAGACGUUCUGCCCCCGCCUGGGCCGCCACCAGGGCACCGUCCGUCGAUGGAGAACAGCAGCUGGACAGACGAGCCGGCCACAAGUGCCUGGGAAGACGUGGCUCCUCAGCAUGUGGCUCCUCAGCAUGCAGCCGCGGCUGGUGCUACACCAAGCUCCAUCCAUCGCAAGGAAGUUCCUGCGUCUCUGCGGCCUGGUGGAGGCGGCAUCGACGUAGGCUUCGGCUCUCCGGAAGAAGAGGAUAGCGUGUGGAACGAGGCACGGAAGCAGCCAUCCGAGCUGAGUCUGCCCAGCCAGAUCCCCGAUGCCCUUAGACCAGGCGUACAGAGAUCAGAGACAAACCCAUUUCUGAAAAACCGAGCUCCGUCCGACUCCAAUCUCCACGCUGUUCCGGCAUCUCUGCAGCCACCCAUUGCCUCGCUUUCUCACAUAAGCCUGGACGAGACGGGAACUAACAAUCCCUGGAAGCCAACAAUUGCUGUGCAGCCGCCAAUCCAAGGAAAUGAGCCACCUGUUGUAAUAGCACCUGGUGACUCGGAGCCUGAUCCUUGGGCUCGUUCCACCCCGGAGCCGCCUGCAAAGGUGCCUAUUUCGCCGAAAUCCCCAGAUUUAAUCUCCCUACGCUCUAGAAGCUCGACAUGGGAUGAAGAUUCUCAUAGCGAGCGUGAUGAAAAAGGCUCUCCGUCGCAGAAACCUGCGAUGCCAGAUGACCUCGAGCGUGAGCAGCAUGUCUGGGACGAUUUGGGGUCUUCGGAUGUGGCUAAGGGCAAGGGCAAGGUACCCGAGCUGACGGCAGCACAAGCACCUCAGUUGGAUGAUUGGAGCCUGAUAGACUCAGAUCCGUCAUUGAGCCCUCCACCAAGACAGCCGCAAGAAGAACUCUCGACAGCAGUGCUGGAGGAAAAGCCGGCCUUGCCGCCCAGAGCCACAGAGGGUCGUGUGAAAUGGGUUCCUUCACGUCCGCCAGUCGAUGGCAAGGCAGAAACGUACCAGGUGAAGAAUAUCCGCUGGCACGACCCCAACUCAUCCAACAACCCCCGCGUGUCGCCCAUACUUAUACAGAAUGAGAACGGGCCUUGCCCCCUGGUCGCGUUAGUCAACGCGCUGACUAUGACGACGCCUGACGAUAUCCCCGAUACAGUACUGGUUCAAGUUUUGCGUUCACGGGAGCAAGUCAGCUUGAGUCUUCUGCUGGAUGCUGUAUUUGACGAACUCAUGUCUCCUCGAAGAACAUCGUCAGAGGACUCUCUGCCAGAUGUCGCGGAACUAUACUCAUUUCUCCAGAGUCUCCACACCGGCAUGAACGUCAAUCCGCGAUUCAUCCCCACUCCAGAAGUUAUCACCGCAUACGAGCAUACUUCACUAACACAGCUUCACCUACUGGAGCGGCACAAAUACAUCCCUGGAACUUUUGAGGACACGGCGGAGAUGAGUCUCUAUGCGACUUUUUCUAUUCCUCUCGUUCAUGGAUGGCUACCGCCUUACGAUGAUGCCGUCUGUGCUUCCAUGCAAAGACAUGCUACCUCUUACGAAGAUGUGCAGAAUCUACUGUUCCGCGAAGAAGAGCUAGAGGAUAAAUUGGCCACUUCUGAGGAGGGCCUCACGGAAGCGGAGCAAGAUUUAUAUCAAGACAUCAUCACCAUCAAGAUAUUUUUGAAUGAGUCGGCUACCCAGCUGACGCCGUGGGGAAUCGAGGUCAUCCAAAAGGCAAUUCGACCCGGUACAUUUGCUAUCCUUUUCCGCAAUGACCACUUUUCAACGCUUUACUGCCAUCCGCAAACCCAACAGCUCCUCACUCUUGUGACAGAUGCCGGCUACCGGAGCCAUGAUGAAAUAGUAUGGGAAAGUCUGGUGGAUGUCAACGGGGAACUAAACCAGUUUAUGUCUGGGGACUAUCGACUUGUAAGCGGUGAUAACACGGCAGAACUAAGUACUGGAGCUGGCAAACGCCACAGCGACCAGGGAAGUGGUAAUUGGACAACUGUCACCAACAAACGGGGCAAGACUAAGGAGACCGGCCCUAUCGAAGAACAAGGUCAAGCGAGCUCCAGCACCGAACAAGAAGACAGAGACUUGGCCCUCGCCAUGCAGCUACAAGAAGAAGAGGAUCAGAAACACCGAGAAGAACAGGCUCGCCGGCAACGGGAGCGAGCACUCUCAGAGCAAUAUAUUGAGCAAGCUCACCUUCCCAUACCCGUUACUCGCCCUGUGGGCAAUUCUGGAGGAAAUACCGGUGGUAACAGUACUUCCCGGCGCAGCCCUGCGGCCGGACCAAGUAGCAGCACGCCUGUUCCGCCGCCACGGCGAAGUUCCAACAGUGUCAGCAAUAGUGCCAAUAAUAGCACCAGUGCACUCCCUGCCUCCACAUCUCAACGGUCUUUGCCUGCACGCGCACCAACGUCACAAACCGUCCGACCCCUAGUUCCUCCUCCGAGACCAGGUGUCAAUAGACCGGUUAGCUCUGAUGAACCGCCGCCACCCUCAUAUGAACAGGCUGCUCAGGUUCCUGCAUAUGUUCCUCCUCCAGGACACCCUAACCACCACGAAAGUAGCCCUACAGCUUCCAGACAGGCAUCUCGAACAAGCAAUGGUGUAGGAUCUCCUGCGCCAGUUCGUGGACGACGAACCAACGCCUCGGUCCCAGCAAAUCGAAGACCUGCUGUGGCUUCUGGAGGGUCCUCGAGCAAAUCCGAUAGAGAUUGUAUAGUAAUGUGAAGAGAAAUGACGGAGAAAUCGAAUGGGAAUGGGCUAUCGAUUGUAGUAGGGACUGUCACUUUUGCAGAUAGGGAGGGGGAUAUCAUGCUUUGCAGGCGUUUCUGGGCUUCAGCUAUUAUACGGAGGGUACAUUCCUUUGAAUUUUCUAUCUUCAAGCAUAGGAGCAUGUUUUUAUGACGAGAUAUGCAUUGAUACGAAAGCUUUUAUUUAUAACGCAUUGAACGAAUGAACAAAUGUCUUGGGUUAUAUUUCUCUUACAAUACCAAAUAAAUGCUUGUGUGAGAAUAGAACAGGAAUUCUGCCCAAUCUCGAACUCAGCAGAUAGCCC